Messenger RNA from Olea europaea var. sylvestris, 2307 nucleotides. Its product is annotated as serine/threonine-protein kinase HT1-like. Gene Ontology annotation, biological process: protein phosphorylation. Lineage: Eukaryota; Viridiplantae; Streptophyta; Magnoliopsida; Lamiales; Oleaceae. Bases 564 to 2048 code for a protein of 494 amino acids. Gene Ontology annotation, molecular function: protein kinase activity; ATP binding. The transcript is spliced from 5 exons. The record is from RefSeq and is a predicted model, not a curated record.
CAUUCAUGUACAGCUCCCCUAGCCUCUCCGUAUAAAAUACGUUUAAUUUUCAAAAUUUUAUACCGAUUUAUAUAUAUAUAUAUAUAAUAAAUGAGAUUUAUAGAGAAUCCCAUUUCAUGAUGCUGGGACAUGCAAUUUGUGGCGCUCUUUCAAUAUAAUUGUCGUUUUUUAUUUUAUUUCGUUGUUUCAAGAAUAUCUGGAAGGAUAUCUUCAGAGAUAUACCCUUUGGUUUCGAAGGAAGUUGGUGUUUGACUUUGAUACUGAGAGGGGGUUUGUUCGAUCCUUCGAGCUUUUGAUCAUAUUUUUAUGAGGUAUGAAACAGUAUUUGGUAGAUGAUAUUGGAUGUAUGGUUGUUUCUGGAUCUAGCAGUUGUUAAUUGGAUCAGAGGUUUUUAAGAUAUCAAUGGAGGUGAAAUUUGAUUCUUCACUGUUUAUAUUUUAACAUAGAAAUGUGAAUUUCAAAGGGAUUUUGGUGGAAAAUCUUGAUUUUUGAACAUUUGUUGGGGCUGAAGGAGGAGGAGGGAAAGAAUAGUAAAUAAUACUAGGGCAUUAAAGUAGGUGAAGAUGGAUGAAGAGGUUAGCUCUUGGAUAAGGAGAACCAAGUUCUCUCACACGGUUUGCCAUCGGUUAGAUUCUUCUUUAUUGGCCUCUGUUCCUUUCUCUGCUCAGCCAGAUAGAUUUCCAGGUGCCAAAUCUAGGCCUAGAGCAGUCACCAUGAAUCCAAAACCAGGAGGCACAGUCACUCAAGUUGAGCGAAGCCCUGCAACAAACAAGCCGAGGGCUUUAUCACCCCUCCCCGAAAUGAAGGUUUCUGACACCUUUAAGGAAGCUAGGUCUAGUCAGAAGAGAUUCUCGACUCCACAUCCACAAAGAAAAGAAUCCGAUAAGAGAAUUGUUGGCAAGUUGUUUCAUAAAGAUUCCCAUGAAAGCAAGUCAACAAAAUUGAAAAUUCCUGGUUCAAAGUUUCCAGUGAAUGCCAGUCCCCUUAAGCACUUCACAUCAAUGAAAUUUCAUGAGAAGUCUAAGGUUCGUAAGGAUGGCUGGACAAAGUAUUUUGAUCAUGGUGUGGGGAGGGUCAUCUCUGUAGAAACUGCGGAUGAUAGCAUGAUUGAUCUUUCUAAGUUAUUUCUUGGGCGUAGAUUUGCUCAUGGGGCUCACAGUCAUCUUUACCAUGGGGUCUACAAUGAUGAAACAGUUGCGGUGAAAAUUAUCAGAGUACCAGAGGAUGACGAAACUAGAGCCCUGGAUGUACGGUUGGAGAAUCAGUUUGCAAGGGAAGUUACUCUCUUGUCCCGUCUCCACCAUCCAAAUGUUAUAAAGUUCAUAGCAGCAUCCAAAAUGCCACCUGUAUUUUGCAUUGUGACAGAAUAUUUAUCAGAGGGUUCUUUGAGAGCAUACUUGCACAAGCUUGAGCAUAAAUCUCUUCCAUUGCAAACAUUACUGUCAAUGGCUUUGGAGAUUGCUAAAGGAAUGGAGUACAUUCACUCACAGCACGUUAUUCAUCGGGACCUUAAACCAGAAAAUAUACUCAUAACCGAAGAUUUUCACCUGAAAGUUGCUGAUUUUGGUAUAGCUUGUGAUGAAACGCACUGUGAUCUUCUGGCAGAUGACCCUGGUACUUACCGUUGGAUGGCACCCGAGAUGAUCAGGCGGAAGCACUAUGGUCGGAAGGUCGAUGUAUAUGGAUUUGGACUCAUAAUAUGGGAAUUUGUGUCUGGAACUAUCCCUUAUGAAGAUAAGACGCCUAUUCAAGCUGCUUAUGCUGUUGUGAGCAAGAACAUGAGACCUGUUAUCCCUGGGGGCUGCCCGUCGGCCCUGAAAGCUUUGAUUGAACAAUGUUGGUCUGUGCAACCAGACAAGAGGCCCGAGUUUUGGCAGAUCGUGAAGGUAUUAGAGCAGUUCCAGUCUUCACUUGCCCAAGAUGGAACCCUGAGCCUGGUACAGAACCCGGAAUAUCGUGAUCAUAAGAAGGGACUACUUCACUGGAUUCAAAAACUUGGUCCUACAGAUCAUAUUUCUUCAUCCAUGCCUAAACCUAAAUUUAUCUGAUUUUCUAGAUUAUCUGCUUUUAUAGUUUCACCAGAUCCCAGUGUAAUUAACAAGUUAUAUAAAGCUUUUUUUCUUUUACUUUUCUGUUCCCCCGUGGACAGAAAUGAAUAAUUAGAUCGUAGGCAUGCUACAGAAAAUGCAGUCAUCAGUUUUGGACAUGAUUGUAUUUUUCUUUCUUCUUUGUCCCCCUUUCGUUAGAAGUAAUUUGAGUGACAGAUACAUGGAAUCUUAUUAUUUUGUACAUGGCGUAUUCCCAUUC